This is a messenger RNA of Limulus polyphemus (Atlantic horseshoe crab), 495 nucleotides long. RefSeq names its product histidine-rich glycoprotein-like. The coding region runs from base 1 to 495 and encodes 164 amino acids. The record is from RefSeq and is a predicted model, not a curated record. The transcript has a single exon. NCBI's taxonomy places the organism in Eukaryota, Metazoa, Arthropoda, Merostomata, Xiphosura, Limulidae.
AUGGAAACAUCUAUUGUCGACCACCAUCAAAACCACCAUCCUAGUAUUGAAACAUCUAUUGUCGACCACUAUCAAAACCUCCAUCCUAGUAUUGAAACAUCUAUUGUCGACCACUAUCAAAAUCAACAUCCUAGUAUGGAAACAUCUAUUGUCGACCACCAUCAAAAUCAUCAUAAUAGUAUUGAAACAUCUAUUGUCGACCACCAUCAAAACCACCAUCCUAGUAUUGAAACAUCUAUUGUCGACCACUAUCAAAAUCAUCAUCCUAGUAUUGAAACAUCUAUUGUCGACCACUAUCAAAAUCAUCAUCCUAGUAUGGAAACAUCUAUUGUCGACCAUUAUCAAAACCACCAUCCUAGUAUUGAAACAUCUACUGUCGACCACCAUCAAAAUCACCAUAAUAGUAUUGAAACAUCUACUGUCGACCACUAUCAAAAUCAUCAUCCUAGUAUUGAAAUAUCUAUUGUCGACCACUAUCAAAAAUCAUCAUCUUAG